ACUCCAACCCCGUGGAGAUGGAAAUGUCUGGAAAUGAGGACUACAAUGCCCUGGUCAAGGAGUGGGUAGACUGCUUUAUAGGACGACAAGUACACUAUAAAGAACGCAAACGGCAUAUUGGAAAAGUCCCACCCUUGCUCUUAAAAGGUGAAAAGGGUCGAAUAAACCGUGAGUACUAUGAGCCUAAAGUGGUUUCACUUGGCCCGUAUCAUCAUAACCGAGCUGAACUAGCUCAAGCGGAGAAAUACAAGCUCACAACACUCGACGUGUUUCGGUUAACCCGGAAUUUGUCCGUUGACUCGCUUCACAACAAGGUGUCUUGGGCGGCACAGUUUGCUAGGGAAUGUUAUAUUCCCGGUUCAACUGAUGAUUACAACGAUGAGGUGUUUAUUCAGAUGAUGACACUUGACGGUUGCUUCAUUUUGUUCUUUAUAGAGUGCAUAUCCAUGGAAAGAAAUAUGCUGUUGUUGAAUAACGAGUUUUUGGGUGCAUUGGGGUUCGCCAAUAUAGUGCGUGACAUGUUCUUGCUCGAGAACCAAAUCCCUUUUGUAAUUCUUAAAGUUCUGUUGGAUUUUGCGCACCCGGCAGAUAAAGGUGAAGGGAUACUAAACAGGUUCUUUAACUACUUAAACUGUGGCGAGGUGAUGAUGAGGCCAGAGGAAAAAGUACUCGAGAACAAGCAACCACCCCUUCAUCUUCUUGAACUUUAUAGGUCAUAUUUCAUCUCACUUUCGACUUCUACUCCUAAUAAUCCUGUUUCAACAACUAACAAGUCUUAUUCCAAAUGGCAAAUAUGGGCUAACAAAAUGGCCAAUGUGCAUUUGGAUGAUAAUAACAAUGUAAAGCGAGCUGUUAAAAUAAAUAAAAUAAAAAACUAUGUAGAGCGAAAUCGGGCGUUUCUUUCAGUUAAGGAACUUAAAAGUAAAGGGAUUUUUUUGAAACCCAGUUCAUCAAAUGAAGACAUCAAGUUUCACUCGCGUGGUUGCUACGGUGUGCUUAAGCUUCUGCGUAGAGCGGUGUACUCAAGUUCAAAAGUUUUAUACAUGAACAUGAUUGCUUACGAGAUGUGUCCUCAUAACCCAAAUGAUUUCCGUGUUUCAACAUAUAUCAGAAUCAUGAAAUCAUUAGUUGUUCACAUUGAUGAUGUGAGGGAGCUACGAAACAACGAUGUACUAGUUCAUAGUCUCGGUGGAGAUAAACAAGUGGUCAAGAUGUACGCCGAUAUUGAAGCAGCAGCAGUUAACCUUUACAUGUUUAACAAUCUCAGGAGUGGGAUUGAGAAGCAUUGCAGUAACAAGUACAAAACAGGGUGGGCAGAGGUAUUUGACGUCUAUUUUAGCAGUCCAUGGAAGACGAUAGCCUCAUUAGCUGCUGUUUCCAUACUGUUAAUUACCGCCCUGCAGACUUACUUCACAAUCAAUCCUCUCCCAAAACCCGCCUCAAAUUGACACCCAUCACAAGUACUGGCAAAUAAAACACAUAUGUUAUUAGCAGAUCAAAC
Erigeron canadensis is the source of this 1501-nucleotide messenger RNA. Its product is annotated as UPF0481 protein At3g47200-like. The transcript has a single exon. NCBI's taxonomy places the organism in Eukaryota, Viridiplantae, Streptophyta, Magnoliopsida, Asterales, Asteraceae. The record is from RefSeq and is a predicted model, not a curated record. Bases 18 to 1448 code for a protein of 476 amino acids.